Aphanomyces invadans is the source of this 1659-nucleotide messenger RNA. RefSeq lists its product as hypothetical. Gene Ontology annotation, cellular component: extrinsic component of membrane. Gene Ontology annotation, biological process: protein retention in Golgi apparatus; protein targeting to vacuole. The transcript is spliced from 8 exons. The record is from RefSeq and is a predicted model, not a curated record. Lineage: Eukaryota; Oomycota; Saprolegniomycetes; Saprolegniales; Verrucalvaceae. The coding region runs from base 1 to 1659 and encodes 552 amino acids.
AUGCCGGAAUUAUGCAUUAUUUUUCAAUAUUCGCCUAGACGCAUUGAAAGCGACGGCGGCGCGCUGGCCAAACACGUCACGAUCAAGUUGGUCGGAGCCAAGGCGCACCACGUCGUGACGGGUACAAUCGUUGGCGUGCGUAGGUGCUACCGCCGCCUCGUUCGUAGCGGAGGGAAUGUCGUCGUGGGGGUGGCAGAAGGGCGGCACUUUGGUCGGCUCGGCGUCGACAAAGUCCACUGCGUCGUGUUGUGCCAAGAUACCGCCUUCGUCACACCCAAGGCCAAGGCACAGGACGUGGUCAUGUGGCCACCUCGAGCUGCUGCCACGCGACCAAGAAGGGGCGCCAGCGACGACAAAGACGCAUCGCAACUGACCACGCUGAUACUGCACCCACCGCUGACGCUGCAGAAUCUCUUGUGCGUCAACAUCGUGUGCUGUGUGUUUCGAAUCGUGGCGUCGUCUCCAGCACCGCCGUCGUCCUCCGGCCGCGACGUGGUGUGGGAAGGCACGAUCAAGACUGGCGGUCACGCUGCCAUUUACGCGUCCAACUUGGCCGACAAACUCUACUGCAGCGUUCUCUUGCCUGCGCUGCAGUGUGAGACAGUCAAACCUGCGCUGCUCCACGUUCCGCCAUCGAGCAAAGCCAAGGUCGAUACUGCUAUCGCUUUCGCCGACAAAACCAACAACACGCAGCCGCUCAAACUCAAGGUCGAAAACCCUAGCUCAUCAAAUCCAGUCAAGGUUGCCGUCGGGUCGGGCGGGCAGCGCGCGGUCAUUUUGUACGCAUCGUACUGGCUGGUCAACCUGACGCCGUUCGGGCUGCAGUACAAACAAGACACGCGGCACUUUGAGAUUGCUGGGAGUGCGGCGGCUCUCGCACGGCGGCAGUCCAUCGAUGGCGACAAGCAAAACUUGUGGAACGUGCUAGCGUGUGACUUGGAGCUCGGGCCGUAUUUGAACCCGGUCGACGCCGCCGUCACAGCCGACGACGGACUGCAUGGUCCGAGUCUGUCGUGUAUGCCUUCGAUCCGGCCACAAGACGGACGGUGCUCGUUCGUCGCCGAUAGCCACGAGUUGUGUUACUGCCCCGCGCCGACGUGUGCAGUUCGGCGGCUCGCCCGCUUCGCCACCAUGUUUUCGUUUGGGGGCGGCGGGAAUAGCGUCGGGGGGUUGGAAGACACCAUGACGGCGGCGUUCACAAACAAUCUCUGCAUCAAGUGCCCCAAGUACUCGUGGUCCAAGGGGGUAUCCCUGGAAGUGCUCGGCGUUGACCAAGUCGUCGAGCUCAAAAAUACAACCCACGUGCUCGAGCUCGGCGUCAAGAUCGUGCCUGGCCCGGACGCGUUCUUUCGGACGAAAUGCGUGAUUUUCACCCCUCGGUUCCUCCUUCUCAACCAGCUCUCGACGUCGCUUGCGCUGUACGAUGGACUGCACCGCCUGGACCACACCCAUGCCCCGCUCGACGUCGUGCGCCGCUUCAUGGAGUUCUUGGGACGCACCGAGGAGCUCAACGACCCCAACUUCACCGAGACGAACUUGCUGGAUGUGACCCCUGAGGACAUCCGGCGCUAUUUCAACCUUAAAGCCUCACUAGCGACACGGCCAUCGACGCAAUCUACUCGAAGUACGGUCGCUCCAAGUCCGUCACAGCCAUACUGA